CAGGAUUCCCUUCACAGAGGGGUGGAUUUGGUUCAGCACACACAGGUACCUUUCAUGCUGCUUAAGGACGACGUGUGAUCAAGUAGAUAUUCAGAAAGACUCCAAGUUGGAACAUAUUCUUUCUUGCCGGGAUCAAGAUGAAGGAUGCACGGUUUUCUUUCAUGGAUCAUCGUUCGAGCUAAAGACCAAGGGAGGAGGAACAGACUGAACAUUACUCUGGCCAUGGAGACACUCCUGUUAGUUGGCAACUGAAGCGGACCGCUUUUCAUAAUGUCGAGGCAGAUAUUCAUACUGCUCCUCCUCUGGGCUUCCAGGGUCACGGAGACAACAACAGACGCAUGGAGACAGUGCACAGAGUUGCUUCCCUUGGAUCUUCUGUCUUUUGUUCUGGAGAGGGACACCUCCCGAGUGGUCCCCGGGGCGCGCGUGAAGCAGUCAGCUGGAGCGAGGGGCGUCCAGUUUCUCAGCCCCGAUGCGUCUAUGAGCUUCCCCGCUUCCCAGCUCUUGGUGAACUGUGACCUUUUCCCCAAAGAGUUUUCCAUUGUUAUCACAGUGAAAGUGAAUCGCUUUGCACCCAAGCGAGACGAGUACGUCUUCUCUCUGAUGGGACGAAGUAACGUGGAGGCUGUCGCACUGGAGGAGAAAGAAGACGAGCAGCGCCUGAGGGAGAAGGAAACUAAGAGUGAUGAGAAACAUGCAGGGGUCAUCCUUGGACUAAAGUUAUCCCAAAACAGCCUGCAUUUUGUUUUCAACGGCCAUCGGAAAGCAGCAGAGCACUGGAGCUUUCAAGGCAUCCGUCUAACUCCCAACCAGUGGCACACACUGGUUUUAGUCAUCGGCCUUCACCACAGGAAGCUGACGGUGGACUGUAACCCGCCGCUGGAAAGUGGUCCCUCCAGGGCUUUCCCUUCAGAUCUUAACAUCCAGGCAUCCAGAUUCCACAUUGGCAGUCGGGGAAGAUGGAAGGGCUUGUUUUCAGGUCUGAUGCGACAACUGGUUCUUGUGCCGAACUCAGACGCCUCCAAUCAACUCUGCCCGUCUUCUGACCCCCGGCUUGCAGCUUUGUCAGUUCCACCGCUGCUCUUAGACCUGCCUGUCAGGAGGAGGCAGAAUGAGAGACAUGACACUUCCUCUGGAGCCGCAGGACGACUGUCAGUGGGCGUGGAGAGGCCAUGUUCUGAGUUGCUGCGAGGUCAGCUGUGGUUUAAUCCUCUCAAAAAGGGCCUCUAUGUCUGUGAUGGGUCAGUGUGGAUCACUGUGUUGGAGGACCAUAAAAGACUGGACUAUGUUUUGGAACAGCAGGUUCUUACCACCAGCUCUGAGACACACGAUGUAGAGGUGUUUCAGAUACAAGGCAUUGGCCUCAUGGCUGCUAUGGCCCACAGAUCCUCAGCCUCUGGUUCUGCUGUGUACCUCUGGACCAACUUGGGUUUCCGGCUCUACCAGAACAUCAGCACUCACGGCGCUCUGUCUUGGAAGCAUUUCCAAGUAGGAAAGAAGGCAUAUCUGGUAGUGUCUAAUUCUGGGACUGAAACAAACAAGUCCGUCGACAAACAGCCUGAAUCUGACUUUUCUGUCAUUUAUAAAUGGAGCAACAGAAGAAAACGGUUUGUGCAGUUCCAGACUCUGCAGACCUACUGCGCUCGAGACUGGGAGGCUUUCAACAUUAAUGAACAGACAUAUCUUGCUGUGGCCAAUCACAGAAUGGGAAACAACAAUCACACCAUCAACAGCGUGAUCUACAAGUGGAGCAGAUCGACAAAGUCUUUUGAGGUUCACCAGACACUGAUCACAUCAGGGGCCUACGACUGGGAGUUCUUCAAAGUUGGACCGUACCACUUCCUGGUGGUUGCAAAUGCUUUCGAUGGCAUGACCACUUCUCUGGACUCGGUCAUCUACGUUUGGAUCGAUGGAAAAUUUCAAGUGUUCCAGACAAUCAAGACAUUCUGCGCCACAGACUGGGAAAUGUUCCAGAUUGGCAGCAGAGUAUUUCUGGUUGUGGCCAACGGACACAGAUUCCAGGGUAACGGACCCAGCCAGUACACCAUCAACUCAACUAUCUAUGAGCUGGACAUGAGUGGGAGGAUGUUUGUUCGCUUCCAGGAUAUUGUUACCUACAGUGCAGUGGAUUGGGAGUUCUUCAGCCUCGGGGAAGAAUAUUUCUUGGUUGUUGCUAACUCUUAUAAUGGGGAGUCCUACUCUCUCAACAGCAUUCUUUACAGGUGGCAGGGAUAUGAAGGAUUUGUUCCCGUUCAUUGGCUCCCAACCUUUGGGUGCAGUGACUGGGAGUUUUUCAGCUCUAAUGGAGAAUCCUUUCUGAUCUACUCCAGUGCCAAAGCGCCGCUCUCCAAAGUUUUCAAGCUCAAAACCUACUAGACGACAAAGUGUGCACAUGGCUUUGUGUUUUCAGUUUGUGUGUGGCAUAUUGUGCUCCUGUGAAUAGUUUUAUAUCUUUGUAUACUGAGAGAACUUAAAGUUUUAUAAGGACAUAAUUUAACUGUCAAAUAUUUUAAUAAAAUUAUAUUUGAAAGAACUUCACAGAGGCCUUAACCAGUAUCCUAUACCGCUUCAUACCUCACAAAUACUUGUUUUCUCAUUUUAUCACAGCCAGGAUGUGGAUGUUUUAUAUGUGACAAAUACAAUUAAACCCCCCAAAAUAUUACAACCUUU
Molecule: messenger RNA, 2670 nt
Organism: Xiphophorus couchianus (Monterrey platyfish)
Lineage: Eukaryota; Metazoa; Chordata; Actinopteri; Cyprinodontiformes; Poeciliidae
Product: thrombospondin-type laminin G domain and EAR repeat-containing protein-like
Exons: 13
Coding region: 271-2376 (701 amino acids)
Biological process (GO): signal transduction
Source: RefSeq, a predicted model, not a curated record